Molecule: messenger RNA, 1932 nt
Organism: Dioscorea cayenensis subsp. rotundata (Guinea yam)
Lineage: Eukaryota; Viridiplantae; Streptophyta; Magnoliopsida; Dioscoreales; Dioscoreaceae
Product: UDP-glucose 6-dehydrogenase 4-like
Exons: 3
Coding region: 285-1727 (480 amino acids)
Biological process (GO): glycosaminoglycan biosynthetic process
Cellular component (GO): cytosol; nucleus
Molecular function (GO): NAD binding; UDP-glucose 6-dehydrogenase activity
Source: RefSeq, a predicted model, not a curated record
UGUCUCCCAAAUUCAUUGGUGUUUGAUUUGCUUUUUCAGUGUUUUUCACGUUUCCAACAAACUCAUCAUUCAGUUUUGCAUGAUUUUCGUGGCAUUUACCCACCCAAUCUCUCACGCUGUUUGUGUCUUCGCAUCCCUGUUUGCGAGAAGGUGGAGGGUUAGAUCUCAGUUGUUUGGGAUAUAUAAGGAGUUGCAACUCUCCCCUUCUUUGCAGAACAAGCUUCCUGCUUCUCUCUUCCUUUUUCUUGUCAGUCUACUGUAUCUUAGGAGAUUAAAGUACAAACAUGGUGAAGAUCUGCUGCAUUGGAGCUGGAUAUGUUGGGGGCCCAACUAUGGCCGUUAUUGCUCUGAAAUGCCCUUCAAUAGAAGUGGUUGUCGUUGACAUUUCGGUUAACCGCAUCAACUCAUGGAAUAGCGACCAACUUCCCAUUUAUGAACCAGGCCUUGAUGAUGUAGUCAAAGAAUGUCGCGGAAGAAACCUCUUCUUCAGCACUGAUGUAGAGAAGCAUGUUUAUGAGGCUGAUAUCAUUUUUGUCUCCGUGAAUACACCAACCAAAACCCGUGGGCUCGGAGCUGGCAAAGCUGCUGAUCUUACUUACUGGGAGAGUGCUGCUUGGAUGAUAGCUGAUGUCUCCAAGUCUGACAAGAUUGUGGUUGAGAAAUCCACUGUUCCUGUCAAGACUGCAGAGGCCAUUGAAAAGAUCCUAAAUCACAAUAGCAAAGGAAUUCACUUCUCAAUUCUCUCGAACCCGGAAUUUCUCGCUGAGGGUACGGCAAUUCAGGACUUGCUAAAGCCUGAUAGAGUGCUUAUUGGUGGACGGGAGACUCCAGAGGGCCAGAAGGCUGUUCAGGCACUAAAAGAAGUAUAUGCUCACUGGGUGCCUGAGGAUCGGAUUAUCAUUUCAAAUUUAUGGUCAGCGGAGCUUGCCAAGCUCGUCGCUAAUGCCUUCUUGGCCCAGAGAAUCUCAUCAGUGAACGCCGUUUCUGCUCUUUGUGAGGCCACCGGAGCUGAUGUUACCGAGGUAGCAUACUCUGUCGGAAAGGAUUCUAGAAUUGGGCCAAAAUUUUUGAAUGCCAGUGUUGGGUUUGGGGGGUCCUGUUUCCAAAAGGACAUUUUGAAUCUGGUGUAUAUCUGUGAGUCCAAUGGUCUUGCUGAGGUUGCCAACUACUGGAAGCAAGUUAUCAAGAUCAAUGACUACCAGAAGAAUCGGUUUGUGAAUCGUGUCGUCUCCUCCAUGUUCAACACUGUUUCUGGAAAGAAGAUUGCUGUGCUUGGAUUCGCUUUCAAGAAGGACACUGGCGACACAAGAGAGACCCCUGCGAUCGACGUCUGCAAAGGUCUAUUAGGUGACAAUGCGACAAUCAGUAUUUAUGAUCCUCGAGUUACAGAAGACCAAAUUCAGCGAGACCUGGCAAUGAACAAGUUCGAUUGGGAUCACCCGAUACAUCUGCAAUCACUGAGCCCGACAUCAGUGAAGAAGGUACGCGUAACAUGGGACGCGUACGAGGCUGCAAAUGGAGCUCAUGGAGUCUGCAUUUUGACCGAAUGGGAUGAGUUCAAGCAACUGGACUAUCAGAGGAUCUAUGACAACAUGCAAAAGCCAGCAUUUAUCUUUGAUGGGCGCAACGUAAUUGAUCCGGAGAAGCUCAGGGAGAUUGGCUUCAUAGUAUACUCCAUCGGGAGGCCACUCAAUCCCUGGCUUAAGAACUUGUCUGCUGCAUCUUAACUUAAAGACUCAACAGUUAUACUGCAGUUUCAAUGUUUCAGAAUUAACUAUUCUUUGUUUCCCAGUUUUCGUUAUGGUCGAAUAAUGUGUGAGAUGUUCUUGUCUACCUAAGAUCGAUAGCUUAUGAACUUCUUGUUCUUGUUCACAAGAGUUGAGUGUUAAACCUUUGUUUGCUAUUAAUGGUAAAAUAUAUCCAUUUGAAUUA